GAAAACCCUAGAUAGGUUGUUUUGAGCUAGCUGCUCAAGAUUGUUGUUCGGUUGUCUGAUCGAUAACUGAGACAGCAUUGGAAAAGUCGUGAACAGUCUCACUUCAAUGGCAAAUCGAGUUGAUCAUAAGUUCGUCUGGGUGAUAAAGAACUUUUCCUCUUUGCGUGAGAAUCUUUAUUCUACUCCAGUCCAGAUCGGUGACUGCAAAUGGUGUCUAUCUGUAUAUCCCAAGGGAGCAUUUAACACUGAUCACUUAUCUCUGUUUCUGGAAGUUGCUGAUUGUGAAUCAUUACCUUCUGGAUGGAGAAGAUUUGUAAAAUUUGGGCUAACUAUAGUAAGACAAGUUUCAGAAGAACCCUCAGUACUCAAAGAAGCACAUCGCUGGUUUGAUCAAAAGCAUUACAACUGGGGUUUUCGAACUAUGAUUCCUUUAGCCAAAAUCCACGACAAUAAUGAAGGAUACCUUGUAAACGACGAACUCAUGGUAGUGGCCGAGAUAGAUGUUCUUCAAGUUGUUGGCACCUUAGAGAAAUCUGAAGAGACAAAUCCUCUGAGUAACGUAAAGCGGGUAAAAUAUGUGAGCUCGGCACAAGACAGUGUAGUAGAGUUUCGUGCAAGGAACCAACAUCUCAAGACUGCAUGCACAAAUGUCUUGCUCAGCCUAACUCAGACGCUUUGCCAAACACCUCAGGAGCUUUCCAUUGAUGAUAUUGUGGAAGCAGAGAAAGCACUGGCUUACAUGAAAGAUUCUGGCUUGGAGGUGGAUUGGUUGGAGAAGAAGCUUAAGGAAGUAAAGGAAAAGAAGAGCUGUCUGGUUGAAGUAAAAGGGAAAAAAUAACAGGUUGAGUUACACGAGUUACAACUCGUAAACUGAAAAAAAAAAAACAUUUUUCCAUAUGAAUUGGUUUAAGCUUGUUUAAUUCGAUUAAACAUGCUUGAAUUCAGUUUUUAUUUUAUUUUAUUUGAUUCGUCUC
Molecule: messenger RNA, 974 nt
Organism: Raphanus sativus (radish)
Lineage: Eukaryota; Viridiplantae; Streptophyta; Magnoliopsida; Brassicales; Brassicaceae
Product: MATH domain and coiled-coil domain-containing protein At3g58410-like
Exons: 5
Coding region: 107-838 (243 amino acids)
Molecular function (GO): protein binding
Source: RefSeq, a predicted model, not a curated record